AUGGCGUUAUUGCAAGGAUUUCAGAGAUUGCUUCCGGACGAAAAUCGACUAAAGCUUCUGAUGGAAUCGCUUAAAGCCGUUGUCGAGCAAACCAAGGUAGGAUUAGCUAAUGGCGGUUUAGCUUGAAAUUUGGGAGCGGAUAGAAAUAAACUCAAUCCAGGUGUGUGGGAGACGUCAUGAAGCUACAAACUACUUGGGAAAGCCGCAGUGUAGAAGUAGAAGCAACCUUUGUAGCUUUUUAAAUUUCCUUUCUAGGGAGCACUUUGGCUUUCCAACGGGGGCAUUAAUGGAUGCAAAAAGGAAAUCUAUAGAAAUUCCAAUUAGGGAUAACUAUAGGGGUGCAGGCUUGUAUUUUAUUGAUAUAAGCCUAUAAGAAGAAGCAUUUCCAUGCAACAAACUCACGAAAUCGGCGUCUUCAUAAAUGAAAGAAUAUCGAAAAAAGAUCGAAUUUUAUCAGAACGCCUUUUUAAGUUGCAAAUGAUUGUUUGCAAAAAUUUGAAGAUUCCUAUAUGAACCCCUUCAGCUUUGGAAGUCAGACCCUGAACCCCUACAGAGACUACUUCUCCCUAAAUAGGCACUUUUUUCCCUUACCUUUUUCUUUUCAACUCCUAUAGGGACCACUCUCGCGUUCUUAAGUAAUAUAUUUUUUAUUUAUAAAUAAACUAUCUCCUUCUUAUAAUUACAGCAAAGAAAUGUUUGAACAAAUUUUCCUUUUCAUAAUCGACUGCUUCAUUACUUAAAAGUAAAGCUGAAUAUAUUCCUAUUAUAAAUGUAUUCUCGAGACUUGACUUCUGACCAAACCCACGACAUUAAUUGAGUUCCGCUCGGAUUGACGUGCUUUGAGACUUCAAAAAAUUUUAUUAAGGAAAAAAAGUAACCUAAAAAGUGCGAUGACUAAGGAGUAAGUUUUUUUAUCAUUCAGUUUUUUUGUAAUUUUUUUGAUAAACUUGAUAGCCAUCUGCAGAAGUAAAAGUUGGAACAAAAAAACCUCAAAGAUUCGAAUAUUCUUGCUUUUUUUGAAAAAAAUCUCACUCGGUGUUUUCAAAUAUUAUGACUUACGAUUAGGAAAAAAAAACUAUCAAGACUUUUGAAAAAAGAAAAAAAGUCACACUUUUGCUUCAGAAAUUUAUUCGAUGAUAAAGAUAAGACAUUGAAGUUCUUGCUUCUCAGUAGAUAUUUGAACUUUUAGAGCAAGAAUCAAAUCAUCCACCCACACAUCACUUUCAUUUUCUUUCUAAUUUUACUUCACACGCCCCCAAGAAAGCUAUUUUUCUCUUUCUUCCCUCAAAAAACCAUCACGGCGUUCAAGAACAAAAGCGUGUCCGAUAAGAUUGUGAGAGAGCCCACGGCUAUCGGAUUGCGAACGGGGACAUCUUCGGGGUUGAAUAUCUUCAUGGAUUUGAAGGUUGCAGCCAUUUUUGGCAGCAGUAGAAGAAGCCUUAAAAACAUCCCCCACACAAUUUCUCCGCCCACUUCUUUUUCGUCGUGAUUCCAGCCAGCUCCGACUUACGGCUUAUGCGCUAAGAGCAUAAAAUUACGCACCUUUUGUGACACGUCCAAUUCUCGUAGUCGGUCCCCGCCUACCUUAUCCUUCGAUUUCCUGUCCGGCUGCAGCUUGUCACGUCUCGGAAUGCAUCAGAGUCGCCACAAAACUUCACCUAAUCCUCCUCCGGUUGCGUUUUUUUACUUAAAGCCUCAAAUAGCGUCUGAGAUCAAAACUUUUUCAAAAGUUCAAAAAGUUAUAAAUGUUUGAAGGCGUUUGAAGUAGAUUUAUCAAAGUUUUCUUUUGAAAUUAUUAAAAAAAGUAUGAAGAGAUGAAUUCAAAACUUGGAAGCUACACGGCGCCACUUCAAAUGGCUGGAAAUGGAUUUAAUUUUUUUUUUCCUCAUACUCUGACUCCAAGAAAAUUAGCUAUUAUCAUUCCAAAAAACGUUUCACUCUAAAAGAAAAGCCAUCAGAUUUCUUCCUUCACACCCAGAACUUCAAUGACCGCACAAAGAAAGGAAAAAGAAGGACUCGAUUGCAUUUUUUUAACCCUGCGAAGCUACGAAGUUGUUGCUGUAAUUAAAUUAGCUCUCUUGGGUGUUCCUUUGUUAUUUAUGUUUGGAUUUUUUCAAACGAAAGGAAGAACUGUUCAUGUCCUUCACGACUCGAAACUACUAGGAACGUUUUUCUUUCCAGAAGCCUUAGUUUAGAAGCAAAUAUUAAUCUCAAUAGAAAUAUUUAUCAUAAUAAUCUGAAAUUGUACUUUAUGAGAUCUAGAAACACUCGGAAUCAUCGGAAUUAUAAUGAAAACCGAAAAUUGGAAAAAAUAACAAAACCAAUAACUUGCAUAUUUAUUUGAGUGAAAGAGCGUAAAUCUCUGACUUUUCAUGCUCUGAAAUGAUUAUCUGCAAAGUAAUCUAGAGAAGAGAAAAUCAAAUUUAUUGAUAUUUUCGACGAUAACUUAUUGCUUUUUUCAGACACAGAAUGGCGGAAGCUGCAAGAACAAAAUCGAAGGUUUUGUUAGCUUUACAGUAAAAACUCAUGGUUCGAAUUUCAGAAUAUCGGAAAGCCUUCAGCUUUUUUGACGCCAAUAACGACGGAAAAAUUACGACAGAAGAACUUGAGAAAGCCAUGAUUCGGUGUGGUCAGAGGCCUACAAAACUUGAAGUCCGGCUCAUCAUGUACCACGGAGACAACGAUCGUGAGUUCCCGAUCAAUCCUAAAUAUUCAAAUUUCACUCUUUUUUCGUUCUAGUCUCUUCUCUUCUUCAAAUCUUUGGCCGUUGUGCCAAAAAAAAACUGAGAAAAAAAGGCAAAAACUAUAAAAUAUUCUUCUGGCGCACCGACUCGGGCAUUAUUGAAGGUUAUUUUUCUUGAAAAAUUGAUGAAUCUGGUUUUUUCGCAGGAUUUUUGGCUAGAAGCUAGUAUGUAAUUUCGGGUUUGGUCUUCGGAAUGUUCAGAGAACGCGUCGCAAAGUGAAUCAAACUAGUACGCGUGCGCUUAUUGAAAAUCACGACCUACUCGUCCAUGAAAACAAAUUUUCGGAAUAAAAAUGAAGAGAGAAAAAGAUCGAAUAGUCUGGAGGUCAAACAUGUUUCGAAAUUAAAAACUCAAUUUAUAUAAUAAAUAUCAAGCAGCUCAGAAAAAAACUCAAAAACUCACUAUUUUUCAUCAAACUGAUUUUUUUCAAAAAGUUUGUCGCUGAGCUUUUCCUUUUUUUAAACUUUCAAAUGUAUCUACAUACAUAUUUUUUCAUACAGAAAAUGGCGUGAUAACUUUCGAUGAGUUCGCCCAUUUGAUGAACGGUACGUCUCCUAUGAGUCGCUACACUUUUGAACAACUCCGCGACCAAUUCAACAUGUUCGACAAGGUAUUAAUCAUUCUCUAAAAGUGUAAUCCUUCUCUUUCAAACCAAAUGCCAUUAUUAUCAUUAAGCCUAUGCAUCUCUAAAUUGUAAAAAAAAGGAUAAUGUGGGAUGAUUUCACAAAUGACGUUUGAGAAGAACUACAGAGAAAGGGCAAAGUUUGCAGAAAGAAAGGAGAAAUGAUUUCGCUUUGACGUCAAUUGAAUUUUCGGAAAUGAAAAGAGGCUUCCGGGAUUAACUUUGCAAAUAAUAGUUUCGAUUGAAACCCUUGUGAAGACUCAACGAAGCCUUUUUUGAACCUCCACAAGGAAAUGAGAGAAAAAGAGAAAAUUUUUUUUCAUCACUUCGCAAAUUUUGGUACUGGCAGAACUGCGUAAAAGUUAGUUGACAAUUUUUAGAUUGAUUUGAUGGAUUGAAUUAAAUGCCAAGAAAAAGCGGAAAUGUAUUUUGCUUGUGCUUCAUGCAUAUUACCAUAUCUUCUUCUUCGAUCACAAGUUUCCACCUGUGCUCGCACUAUGGAAAAGAUUUAUAUCAAUCCUAAACCCGAGCGCGCGCAGUUUUCCCUAGUGGGACAUUUUUCAAAAUUUCCCUGAAACAGAGGAGAAUGACCUUUUCUGCGAAAAUUCGACAUUCGAACAAAGAAAAUUUUGACGCUAUCCAAUUUCAUGAAACAGAACAAUGAUAAAAUUUUCUUAGUACUCGAAGGAGAUUUGAUUGCUUUUCGUAGAAACUUGAUUACACUCACGAAAUAAAUCGCGCUUUGAUCAGAACUUCCAUCCCAUAGAAAACUAGUUAUUCCUCCAAACGUUUUGAUAGUUGAAAGUUGAGUUUUUGAAAAAACAAGCUCUAACAAAUAUGAUUAUUGAUGAAAUGACAUUCAGGACAAAGACGGCUUCAUUGAGAAAGCCGAGAUGAUCAGCUGCGUCCGCGAACUUUCUCUGCAACAUUCGUUCCCUCGAGCUGUCAUUGAGCAGCUUUUCACGGAAGCUGACAUUGACGGAGACGGCAAAAUCUCCUUUGACGGUAUAGAAUCUUUCUAUUUUUUUCAAGAAGUUUUUCUCGAACUUUUUUUGAAUUGACUUCAAAUUUUUCGUUCUAAUGGUUCUUAUCUUUCAUAAAUUUAUGGAGCCAAAGAAGACAAAAUCUUUCGAAGCAAAUUUUUUUAAGGACUUUCAACUAAAAAAAUUUUUUUAUAUCAGAAGAAAUGAGCUUCUUUUUAGCCGAAUUUGUGAAAAAUUACUACAGAUAGGCGAUACUUCCGAUAAUGAAAACUCUUUGAAAUCUUCGUCAAGCUAAUGGCGAAUAGAAAAAAACUUUUCUAUUUCAUUAUUAUUCCACUUUCUUUCUCCUUUCCGGUCAAAAAUCCACUUUUCGAAAAAAAUAGAGCACAAGGAAACGCUUUCAUAAUGCAUAUUUGGAGUGGACAGAGCUCGAAUUUCAAUUGGACGAUUCUCAUAGCAAUCACUCGCCUUUUUUUCAACUUAUUUCAGAAAAAAAGAAUGAAAAAUAAUCUUUUUUUCACUAGACUAAAUUGAAUACUCGGUUUUUUUUUUUGAUUUAUUUUAAAUAAUUACUCGAUAAAAUGGCACAUUUUCACAGCUUAAACUAGCUUUAAACUUGAAAAAAAAUUUGUGAACAUUGUUCCCUUUUUUUAUGCAUUUUACUGCUGUUUAAAACACGCUCCAAAAGAGGUUGUCCGUAAAAAGCGGUUCAUUGAUCUCAAAUUGUUUUUUUGAUGGGAUCUUUUUCCGAAACUGUAUGAUUUUUUUCAGAAUUUGUCCUUGCUGUUAACUAA
Messenger RNA from Caenorhabditis auriculariae, 5143 nucleotides. The record is from the annotation of a GenBank genome assembly. Lineage: Eukaryota; Metazoa; Nematoda; Chromadorea; Rhabditida; Rhabditidae.